CCAAGUUAAAUGUCAUUUUGUAAUAGAAAAAAAGUUAUUUAAUUACUAUUUAACACGAAAAUGAAAAACAUAUUUUAUAAUUAAUAAAAAAAAAUGAUUUUUUUGAUAAGUAAAGUGGGGAUUUUUAUAUCAGCAAAGCUAUUACACAUUGAGGUUAUGUGAAUGAACUCGUAAUGUCACAAAAAAGUCAAUGAGUAAAAAUUAAUGUUUAUCAAAAAAUUAUUACACGAUGUCGACUAAUGAAACUGGUAUCGAAAAAAAUGAAAACGUUGAAAGUGAACCUCCAGCACCCAAGAAGCGAGGAAGGAAGAGAAAAUCGGAAACUACUGUUAAACAGUUUGAAGAGAAAAUUAUUGAUACAAGUCCAAACGAAGAGACUGUCUCAAGAAGGGGACGCCGACGUAAAAAAGUGAAUUAUUACGAAUUAGCCAAUCCAGAUAAUUUGGAUUAUGCAUUACCUGUUCAAACAGAUAUAAACUAUUUUAAUAGUGAAAAUGAAAAAAUAAAAAUUAACAAAAAAAAAGUUAAGGAAAGUUACAGUAAAUCAGAUUUUUCAGAUAUUUCUUUUGAUAAAGAAGUAUUAGCAAAUCUAAAAGAAGAAGAGAAUGUUUUAAGGAACGAUGAAUCGCAAGAGGAUCUAUUUAAAUCAACAAAUGGCAAAGGGGAUGAUAGUUCAAUAAAAGAUCUGAUCCUUGAUGAUUCCACCACAGAUUUUGAACCAACAACAAGCAAUCUAAAUACUAAAGAUAAAAGAUACAACUAUACAGGAGAGACUGUGAAAAUGAUGAAUAAACUGUUUAGUCUAUUUUCAAACACUAGUGAUGAUAUGAGUACAAAAAAUAAUACUAGGAAUGGUAAUAAUUUGCCAAAUAGUAGUAAAAGGUCACACAUAAAACAAAAAAAAGAAAAUACAAAAGAGGAAGAUUUAGAUGACGGUAGUGGCAACGUCACUUGUGCAGUUUGUAAUACCACAUUUGAUAAAAAUAUAUGGAGCCACCAUAAACAAAGAUAUCAUAAUAAUUUAGCAUGGCGGGUUGGAGAUACACCCUUAGAUCUAAAUGACCAGUCUUUUGUAAUGCACACGCUCAACUCGUUGUACAAGAAAAAGAAACCUUUAUAUUGUGAUAAAUGCGGGGAAGUAAAAAAAUCAGUGGUUGGGUUUUUAUCUCACCGUUCCCAAUGCUUAAAGUCAGAAGAACAACUUGAAUCUGUUAAAAUUUCUUGUGAAUUAUGCGGCAGAAAAAUGUUACCAGUGAGUCUARCAACUCACAUGAAAAUGUUACAUCAAAAUCCGGAAAAAGAAGACGUUCCUGAAAAACCAAAAAAUAACGUUGAAAAACCGCUUCCUUCUAAAAGAAGUGCAGCAAAAAAAGCAAUGARAAUUAUAGAAAAUGUCACAAAAAUUGAUAACAAGGACCAGUAUUUUUCAUCAGAUUUAGAUUUAGGAUCACAACAAUUUGCCAAGGAUUUAAUGCAGAAAGAAUUAGACGAGACACAAUUUAUAGAAUGUAAAUUUAAGUGUAAUUGUAUUACAACAAAUCUGGAGGAUGCAUUGAAUCACUUGAAUGAAUGUACGGAAAAGUUGAGUGAGGGUUUUGUUUGUAAGCAAUGUUUGUCGAUUUCAACGAAGUUGGAAGACAUUAUUUAUCACAUUGAAUUUGCUCAUGAAAUAAAUGUAACAGUUGAUGGCGAUUCUAACUCUAUAGAGAAAGAAACUAGCAAAAUUCCCUUAUAUUUACAAAGCCCUGUGAAAAGAACAGGAAAAUGCCUGUUUCCGUUUGCUUUUGAUUGGACUUUCAAAUUUUGUGAAGAAAAUUUCUCCAACCUUCUUUUUCAAGAAUUUAAAUUUAGUGAAACUAAUUGGCCGCUCCUCAAACCGGAAAUGGCCACCCACUAUUUACCCAAACUCGAUGAGUCUUGCGACGUAGCCCAAAUUCACGUAACAACUUUCAUAAGUACACAAAAAGACUCUUACACAUACAGAAAAUACAAAUUAUUUGAAUCGAAAAUUCACGGUGAUCACAAACUCACCCUGUUUUGUGGAGGCCCCAUAUCAUCAAUGGCAUGGUUGCCAACCCCUUGUACGUCUUUAGAAACCAAUCAGAUUCUAGCCGUUUCGGUACUUAACUCUCCUGAUGAAAAAUACGAGACUUAUGAGAAUUAUGAAGUGAAAUCGGCGAUCCAAUUUUGGAAUUUUGGUCAGCUCCGAAAUACGGAAGCGUCGCUGCAAAAACCUGAACUAGUUUUUACUUUAGCUCAAGAUUAUGGCCCUGUGUGGCAUAUGGAGUGGUGUCCUUCAGGGUGUUACAACUAUGAAGAGGGAAGAAAUGGGCGUAUGGGACUUUUAGCAGUGACAGGGUCGAAUUCAGUUGUUUAUAUUUAUUCAAUCCCGUUUUUUAAUACGCAGGAAUUAGGUUUGUUUUAUAAACCUAGACCUGUAAUGAAAUUAUUAUUACAGAGACCUGGUAAUUCGUUACUAGGUGGACUCAAGUAUUAUCCUUGUAGAAUAUCAUGGAGUAAAUCUUCUGGUCAUAAUUUUAUAGCUGUGGGUUACACAAAUGGUUUUGUUGCUCUUUUUAACCUUAAAACAAGUUCUGUACUAUUGAAAUAUAAUGACGAUGAUAGCAUUCCGUGCAUUUUGCCCCAGAAGUGCUUCCAGGCGCAUUCACACACCAUCACUGCUCUUUCUCUCUACCACCUUAACGGGGGCUGCCGUUGGUUACUCUCCGGGUCAAUGGAUCGCGCUGUGAGUCUUUGGGACCUGGAUAAUUACAGUUACCCCAUCUGCACGGUCAAAAAAAACGUAAUUACUGAUGGUUUUUGGUUUAAUAAUUGGUUAUGCUAUGUGAUAGCAUCUGAUGAAGGGUCAACUUCAGCACAUGUUACAACAAUGCUGAAACAAUCACGUGACUACAUGUACGACCCUAAUAUACCACUAACUUGCUCGUCAUCUACGAUUUCGACAAUCUCGGGCAGUGAUUGGCUGAAUGGCCUUCUGCAUGCGAACGCUGUAGGCGAGAUUGUAGCACUUUUCCCUCAUCAGUUACUGCACACACCUGAACAUCAGAAAGUUCUAAAGACGAAACGAAUGUUGUUUGGUUACACCACCCUAAUUGAGAAAAGCAAGUCGAGUGAAGAAAGAGUUGCCAAUGAAAAAAUCCGGAAAAAGACUUUACAGAAUUUGUUGACGAAAAAAUUGACAGCUGGGGUUAAAUUGUCUAAUAUUAAGUCGGAUUUUGACCACAAUGAUCUGUUUAUGAACGAGCCUGUGUUGUAUGAAGAGGCCGAGCAGAAAUACGCUUUGUUGUUUUGUGAUAAUAAAAUGGAAACUUACGAUGAUUUUCCUAAAAAUGUGGCAAAACAGUUAAGUGCACUAUCGAAAGAUUACGGAAUUACGCCACCAAAUCAGUAUCCUUUAAAUACAAUAAACAAAAUUGUGUUCAAUCCUAAUAGACAAGCGAGUUUAUAUUACGCAACGGGAUAUCAAGCCGGGUUUGUAAGACUUAGUUGGAUGCAGUUUUUAAAAAAUGACCAUCAGAUCAAAUGAAAAUUUUAGAGAUGUCUUUUUAUAUACACAUAUUGUAUAGGUUAUUGUAAUUUAUUUUGUAAAUAAAUUUUUGGAACUGUUA
Messenger RNA from Tribolium madens (black flour beetle), 3629 nucleotides. Its product is annotated as general transcription factor 3C polypeptide 2. Gene Ontology annotation, cellular component: transcription factor TFIIIC complex. The transcript is spliced from 16 exons. Gene Ontology annotation, biological process: transcription by RNA polymerase III. The coding region runs from base 230 to 3547 and encodes 1105 amino acids. The record is from RefSeq and is a predicted model, not a curated record. Gene Ontology annotation, molecular function: protein binding. Lineage: Eukaryota; Metazoa; Arthropoda; Insecta; Coleoptera; Tenebrionidae.